This is a messenger RNA of Siniperca chuatsi (mandarin fish), 1536 nucleotides long. RefSeq names its product methyltransferase-like protein 27. Lineage: Eukaryota; Metazoa; Chordata; Actinopteri; Centrarchiformes; Sinipercidae. The record is from RefSeq and is a predicted model, not a curated record. Bases 666 to 1403 code for a protein of 245 amino acids. The transcript is spliced from 9 exons.
CUCCGCCUCCAGCAGGAACCUGGACUGUGCAGACGUGUUCUGGGUCUCCGAGCCGGACUUGGCCGACGGCAGCAAUGUUGCAUUCGCACAAAGGAAGGAGGACUGAGGUGACAUCGCCUCUGUGCUGCUUCAGCCAAUCAGAACCUCUCCUCCUCCUGAUGACCUGUUUGUCACCUGGAUUAAUCCACAGCUGCUGAUCCAGUUCCAGUCUGUCCUGUGCCUGGUUUGGAUCAGGACCGCAUCAUCUGUGCUGACCUGCCCUCCAUUCAGGACUCGUCCAGAGUCAGGAAACAUCACUGCAGAUCCAUCACAUCCUGGACUCAACCUGUCCCCCCUCCUCCUGACAACAGUUUCUACCCGCAGGCCGGCAAAUGAACACCAGGCACGCGGUGUCAGAACAGCCCUGUGACACAGACCCGGUCCUGAACCCUACCUCAAGCUUCUAUGGUUUCCUUAAAUAUUCUGUACCGUGUCCUGCAGUCGUCUGUCGAUCUGUCGUGGCUGAAGGUUCAAAUGCAGCUUUCAGCAAAACGCAGUUUCCCUCUGAAGGCGUCGACCAGACGUUUACCUGAAAGAACCAAACCUGAGUCGUCUUCUCUGAGCUCCAUCCUGCUGCAGAGUCUCCAGACUACAAAACAAACAAAGUUUGAAGUCGUCCCCUCAUCAUGUCAGACUCCUGCAGAACUGUGGACAAUGCGAGGGUCGCAUUUCAGUCCUGUAAAAGUCCUGAUCCAAAACAUCGAGUUCAGUUCUACGACAGCUGGGUAGAAAACUAUGAAAAGGAUCACUCCCUGAUGGACUACAAAGCACCAGACCUGGCAGUAAACUUCCUGUCUGAUAACUUCUCUGGGAGUCCUGAAGAAGCUCUGGUUCUGGACGUCGCCUGUGGGUCUGGAUGGGUUGCUAAACUGAUGGUUGAACUGGGCUUCAGGCACUUUGUGGGAGUGGACGGCAGUAAAGGCAUGCUGGAACAAGCUGCUAAGACCGGCCUCUAUCAGGACCUCAGACAGGCCUUACUGGGAACACAACCACUGCCUGCACAGACUGGUAUGUUUGAUGUGGUGAUCAUCGUCGGUGCUCUGGAUGCUGGUUUUGUACCGGUCAGUGUUGUCAGGGAGCUCUGCCACGCCGCCAAACCAGGAGGUUUUGUCUGCAUGGCGAGAGGUGACCACACAGGAACACCAGCAAACAAAUACAAGGAGGAUCUGGAGAGAGAGCUGCAGCUGAUGGAGGAGGAGGGACUGUGGAGUCCAGUAGGACUCAAACUGACAGACAGAUACAUGCAAGACCCACAUCUGAAUACUGAGAGAGACAGGAAGGACCUGCAGGAGGAGCGAUACAUCAGCGGGACUGUGUAUCUGUACAAGAAAUCCACCAAUCCAUCCAUUAAAACCAAUUAUUAAUCAUACUUGCAUUACAGAAGUGAUGGCAAAAUUCAACAGAAAAUAAGAGUAUCGAAAAAAUGUUGUUACAAAAAACCUGCCAUUCAUAAUGCAAUGUAACAUGUCAAUAUUAAACAUUUCUCAACACGUUAAA